AUGAGCAACCGCGUGGUCUCGCUCACGUUCCGCCACAUCAUUGACGAUGUGAUUGCGAAUGUGCGCCAAGACUUUGAGGACAUGGGCAUCGAGAAGGAGGUGCUCGAGGAGCUGCAGCGCUCCUGGGAGGCCAAGCUCGUUGCUACGCAGGUCACCGAGUUUGACGGCGCAGCGGGCCGUGCGUCCCAGCUGUAUACCGUGACGCCCACAGCACCCCUCUUGCGGCCACUCGCAGCGACACGCGACGGCAAAGUCGAGGCGGCCCUACCGACUGCCGCUGUGCCCGGUGCAUCCGCUGAGGCCGGCACGAGUGGGAGCGCACCCAAUGCGCCCAUCAAGAGCGAGCCCGACGAGGCACUUACCCACAAGCGCAAGCGCGAGCUCGACGACGAGGGCCAGCGGGCGGACGGCAAGGAUGACACGGCUCCUGACGCCGCAGAGAAGGACAAGGACGAGAUUGGCAGCGAUCUCGACGACUCGGACGACGACGACGCAGAAGGCACCGAGGACAUGAUUCUCUGCCUCUACGACAAGGUGCAGCGUGUAAAGAACAAGUGGAAGUGUGUGCUACGUGACGGCGUCGCCUCGAUUGGCGGCCGCGACUAUCUCUUCUCCAAGUGCAAUGGCGAAUUCGAAUGGUAG
Malassezia sympodialis ATCC 42132 is the source of this 642-nucleotide messenger RNA. It is a transcript of the gene TOA1, whose product is annotated as transcription initiation factor IIA large subunit. Gene Ontology annotation, cellular component: transcription factor TFIIA complex. Lineage: Eukaryota; Fungi; Basidiomycota; Malasseziomycetes; Malasseziales; Malasseziaceae. Gene Ontology annotation, biological process: transcription by RNA polymerase II; transcription initiation at RNA polymerase II promoter. The record is from RefSeq and is a predicted model, not a curated record.